GCGCCUGGGGCCCUGAUGCAGCCCCUGGAGGUGGAGCACGUGGUGGGCCAGGGCGUCCUGCACCGGGGCGGCCAGCUGCAUGGGGCCCGGGCCCUGGGCACCGGUGAGCGCUGGAACCUUGUCGUCUGGCUCCGGGCCUCUGCUGUGCGCAACCGCCUCUGCCCCAUGUGCUGCCGUAAGCCGGACCUGGUGGACGAGGCUGAGGGCUUCGGCGACGGCUUCACCCGGGAGGAGCCCCCCACGGUGGACGUGUGCACGUUGACCUGAGCCUGGUGUGGCCCCGCAGUGCGCGGGCGAGGCAUCUGUCACCUGGGGUCUGGAGGGGCAGAAUAAAUUCCCUGUUCCCUGCAGCCACGGUGCUUGUUGGGUCAGCAAGGCACACCGGCGUCUGGGUCAUUCUUAGGCAGAUAGACGGGCUCCGCUCAGAGCCGAUGUGGGCUUCCUGGAGCGGGAACCCUGAGGGGUGGAGGGCAGGGACUAGAGCCACUGCCCUGGUUGUCACUCCAGCUGUGGGUGAGGCUGGGCCUGUGUGCACCUUGGGCGCUGUCGUGAGGGUCCGGUUCGUGCUUAUAUAGCCCUUUGUAAGAGCCUCCUGUUUGCUGCCCUAAUUAAAGCGUUUACAGCGGGUGUGGGGGCAGCAAAAUGGGGCAGCCUUCUUUGGGGUUACACGUUUGAAGGCUCAGGCACUUCUGCUUUGACAUCUCCAGUCUGGGCUACUGUAAGAGGAGAACCACACCAGGCUCAAUUCCCACGCUGCGGAAAUGCGCGGGGGCAGUUUCCGAGGGGGCUUGCGUCCAUGCAGUCGCAGUCACUGCCUCUGUGGCCCCUCAGCGACACCGGGGGGUGCGACCUCGGUGUUAGAAUGACCUGGUCGUCUCGGCCCGGAGCUCCCAAGUGCGGAAGCAGAGCGGCGCACGGGCGGCUCGGCCCGGGCGUCAGGGAGGCGGGGGCGGGGCAACCCGGAGGAGGGGCCCGCGAGCGGGAGCGUGGGCUCCGGCUGACAGCGCGGUCCCGUCCGGGCCGGGAGCUGCGGGCGCCAGCCACCGCACCUGCGGCGGAACCGAAGGCAGCAGCUCCUGCGCGCCAUCCGGACGGCCUCCCGGUGCACUGCCCGGGCCGGAAGCGGUCUGUCGGCCACCUCGCGUGAAGGCGUGCUGUGGGGCUGGAGGUCUGGCCCGAUGGGCGGUUGAGGGGAGUGCACUGCAGUCUUGGGACCCUCCUUGGGGACGCAGAGGGCGCAAGAGUCAGGGCCGCUCGCACGCCGGAGGGAAACGGUAGGCGUCCGCGCCGAGCGGGUGCGCAGGCGCGGAGCGUCCGGCCGGGGGCGGGCCCUUUAAAGGAGCCGCGCGCGCUGGGAGCCGGCUGAGGGUGGGAGCCCCGAGGGCCCCUCGCCUUCCCGCUGCGCCGAGAGGAGCAAGCGCAAGGCCCGGAGGAGACCGCGGUCCAGCUCCCGCUCCUCUUCUUCCAGCUCCUCCAGCUCCUCCUCGUCCUCGUCCUCGCCCUCGCCCUCCUCCGGAGAUGGCCGCAAGAAGCGGGGGAAGCACAAGGACAGGAGGAGGAGGAGGAAGAAGAGGAGGAAGAAGAAGGUGAAGAAGAAGGGCGGGGAGGAGGCGGAGGCGCCGCCCGGGCCCUCGCUGGAGCAGUGGCGCAGGGCGGCGGAGCAGGCCGCGGGCGCAGCGCUGACGGACGAGCAGAAGUCCCGCGUCCAGGCCAUGAAGCCCAUGACCAAGGAGGAGUGGGACGCCCGGCAGAGCGUCAUCCGCAGGGUGGUGGACCCCGAGACUGGGCGCACCAGGCUCAUUAAGGGAGACGGAGAGGUCCUGGAGGAAAUCGUAACGAAAGAACGCCACAGAGAGAUCAAUAAGCAAGCCACCCGCGGAGACGGCCUGGCCUUCCAGGUGCGAGCCGGGCUGCUUCCCUGAGGCCCCCGGCUGCGGUCUGCAGAUGGCCUUGGGCAGACGCCGUGAGCCGAUGGCCGCAGCCGGGUCCCUGGCCUCCUCGGUGCCCACAUCUGGAAGAGUGCCCAGCCCGGUAUUAAACACUGUUUGGCUACAGACCGA
Messenger RNA from Chinchilla lanigera (long-tailed chinchilla), 2060 nucleotides. RefSeq names its product ADP-ribosylation factor-like 6 interacting protein 4 (gene Arl6ip4). NCBI's taxonomy places the organism in Eukaryota, Metazoa, Chordata, Mammalia, Rodentia, Chinchillidae. The record is from RefSeq and is a predicted model, not a curated record.